This is a messenger RNA of Syngnathus acus (greater pipefish), 2755 nucleotides long. RefSeq names its product ligand of numb-protein X 2a (gene lnx2a). The coding region runs from base 288 to 2531 and encodes 747 amino acids. The record is from RefSeq and is a predicted model, not a curated record. The transcript has 10 exons. Gene Ontology annotation, molecular function: metal ion binding; protein binding; ubiquitin-protein transferase activity. NCBI's taxonomy places the organism in Eukaryota, Metazoa, Chordata, Actinopteri, Syngnathiformes, Syngnathidae.
UCCGAUGAUUGACAGCGGUGGGCGUUUACGUGCGGGUUCGCAGGGACGCCGCCAGUUUGCGGCGAGUGCGUGGAUUUGAGGCGCGAGACGCUAACCAUCGCAUCCUUCCACCACCAGCACCACCACAUCCACCUCUUCUCCCCCUUCUUGAUGCCGAGAUGCAAGGCGCGUAGGAGCAUCCCGAUUAGCUGUCGCGGCGGCCUGGCCUCUGUGAUGCGUCAUCAUCCGCCGGGGGGGGCGUCCGUCCUCGCCCCGUGACGCUUAUGGGCUAGAAAGCCGGCGGGAGGAUGGGCAGCCCGGGUUGCGAGGCGGAUCUCUCCGGGCCCGUCGCCGCCACCGAGCCCACCCCGGAGGCGCUGUGCUCCGAGUGCGGCCAGGUGCACCGCGGCCGGGAGAACCACCUGUACAACUACCGCUUGGAGGUGGACGACGACCUGGUGUGCCACAUCUGCCUGCAGCCGCUGGUGCGCCCGCUGGACACGCCGUGCGGCCACACCUUCUGCGCCCGAUGCCUGCGCAGCUUCCUGCAGGAGAGAGACUUUUGCCCGCUGGACCGAACGCGGCUGCAGCUGGCGGCGUGCCGCAGGUCCAGCAUCCUGGUGCACAAGCUGUUGGACAAGCUGUCGGUCACGUGCCCGCUGACGCCGCUCUGCUCGCUCAGCAUGCCCAGAUGUGAUCUGGAGGCGCACCUCAAACACAGGUGUCCAGGCACACGAUGUCAGCAGACCAGCGUGGACGGCCCACGCAAGGAGAGCGUGGACGACCGACCAGCGGUCAAAAGUCCUCCGCCAUCUCCUCGCUCGCCGCAGACCGACCUGGGCGACGGAAGGCCCUCGCCGCCGCUGGGCAGCGACAACCCGCCGAUGCGGACCGACGAGGCCGGCCUGGACAACCCCGCCUUCGAGGAGAGCACUGAGGAAGAAAGUGUGGUGGGGAUGGAGUGCAUCAUCCCCAGGGUGAAGCGACCUCUCAGCAACCCCUGCAUCCACCUCCUGCGCUCAGUCAGCUCCACUUCUUCUGGCUGGGACUGUCCCGAGUCUCCUCCUCUUUCUGCAGAAGAAGGCUGCGUCAAGUUGCCGUCGCUCCCGGAAGGCGAGAUAACGGCGGUGGAGGUGCACAGGGCCAACCCGUACGUGGAGCUGGGCAUCAGCAUCGUGGGCGGCAACGAGACGCCCCUCAUCAACGUGGUCAUCCAGGAAGUGUACCGGGAUGGCGUGAUUGCACGCGACGGAAGGCUGCUGGCGGGGGAUCAGAUACUCCAAGUGAACAACGUGGACAUCAGCAACGUGCCGCACAGUUUUGCCCGCUCCACGCUGGCGCGACCGUGCACCACCUUGCAGCUGACCGUGCUCCGAGAACGCCGCUGCGCAUCGCGGCCGCCGCCUUCCGCCGCCGCUGUCCCCAACGCCCCCUGCUCCACCCCCGAGGGCAACCCGCCGAGCCCCGUGUCGCUGAGGAUCACCUUGCACAAGCGCGACUCGGCGGAGCAGCUGGGCAUCAAGCUGGUGCGGCGGACCGACGAGUCCGGGGUCUUCGUGUUGGACCUGCUGGACGGGGGACUGGCGGCCAAAGACGGCCGACUGCGGGGCAACGACCGUGUUUUGGCCGUCAACGAUCAGGACCUGCGCCACGGGACCCCGGAGCAGGCUGCGCAGAUCAUCCAGGCGAGCGGCGAGCGCGUGCACCUGCUGAUCGGCCGAGCCAACAAAGCCACUCCUCCGCCAAAAUCCAGCUCCACCAGAGAUCUCUACUGCCUUGAUCACUUCCUGCCUAACCACAGCACCAGCCCCAGCCCGUUGCCCUUGCACCUCUCCCGCACCAGCACGCACCGGGACUUGUCCCAAUGUGUCACCUGCAAGGAGAAACACAUCACUGUGAAGAAGGAGCCCCACGAAUCUCUGGGCAUGACGGUGGCGGGCGGGCGGGGCAGCAAGAGCGGAGAGCUGCCCAUCUUCGUCACCAGCGUCCAACCGCACGGAUGCUUGUCGAGGGACGGGAGAAUCAAACGAGGCGACGUCCUCCUGAGCAUCAACGGCCAGGACCUGACCUACCUGAGCCACAGCGAGGCGGUGGGCACCCUGAAAGCCAGCGCCGCCUCGGCUUCGGUGCAGCUGCGCGUGCUGGAGGUGAGCAUGGUGGAGGAGCGCCAGCGCGACCAGCUGCUGAGUCACGCCCACGACGGCGAAUUUGACGCCAACUGGUCGCCCUCCUGGGUCAUGUGGCUGGGACUCCCCAGUUACUUGCACAGCAGCCACGAGAUCGUCCUGCGGAGGAGCCACCCCGGUAGCUGGGGCUUCAGCAUCGUGGGGGGCUACGAGGAGAGCCACGGCAACCAGGCCUUCUUCAUCAAGACCAUCGUCCUCGGCACGCCCGCCUACUACGACGGCCGCCUCAAGUGCGGAGACAUGAUCGUGGCGGUCAACGGCCUGUCCACGGCGGGAAUGAGCCACUCGGCGCUGGUCCCCAUGCUGAAGGAACAGCGCAGCCGGGUGGCACUGACCGUCGUCUCGUGGCCCGGCAGCCUGGUAUAGAACAAAGUCAGGCGUGCGGGCCUACUGAACGUUGCGCCGCCGGGGAUUUCAUCCAAGACCAAAAAGCCAGGAGAUUGAUUGGGCCGUGCCGCUCGACAACACACUGCUGUGCUCAUGUCAUCUUGGCUCUAGCGCUUCCCGGGUGAGGGUUCAGUAUCCUGUAUUCAUCUCCUUCCAGCCAUAUUCACAAAGCGUUGUAGAUUCCAGGGCUCCAUUACAAAAAA